Molecule: messenger RNA, 441 nt
Organism: Brugia malayi
Lineage: Eukaryota; Metazoa; Nematoda; Chromadorea; Rhabditida; Onchocercidae
Exons: 3
Coding region: 1-441 (146 amino acids)
Source: RefSeq, a predicted model, not a curated record
AUGAUUGGUCGUAUCAUUGCUAUUCCAUAUGAUAAUGCUAGUAUUCGUUAUGCAUUCACCCUUUUGUGUCGAACAGUCUUUUAUAUCUUCAAGAAUUGUGAGGAAGUAGUAGACGUAUGGUCUGAUACUACCGAUAGUGAUAUUCUAAGAAAAGCUUUCGUGCAUACAGUCCGUGUAAUGUUGCUACAUUUUAUAGCUGGUAUUCUUACAUGGGGUACUCCAGUAAUGCAAUUACAGCUGUUGUUAGCUAAUACCUGUCUUGGUAUUAACGACAUCAUCGUUAUCAAUGAUAAAGUUUUUAUCAAAAGAUUAGACUUGUCUUUUGCAUCGACUGUAGUUUGUGAUUUUUUAGCACUUCUGGUUCGUCGAGCAAUGGGUUCUUCCGGUUCAUCUUCCACCUUUUCUUCUUUAUCUUCAGUAGCAUCUAUUUCCAUAGGAUAA